AUGGAUAAGAACUGCAUUAACACAGCCAUGUGUUUCAUGCCCAGCGCAGAAACAAAAUUUGAUGUUAGAUGUGGGUCAAUAAACAAUCAUUUGAAUAUAUUAGCCACAGGAACUGAACAAGGAGUCGUUGUACUUUGGAAAAUAAAUCCUGAAGAUUCUUUCGAUGUGAACCACAACAUUUCUUUGACCAGGUUCAAGGAAAAAUAUGAAAGGAAACAUAAGUUAAAACUGGUCCCAAUUUUUAUGCUAGUGUCAAAUAAUAACUCAGUUGCUUUUCCUGUAAUUCAAGUAGAGUUCGCAAUAGGCUCAAAUUAUACGUCAUCGCUAAACCUUAACAAGGACUCUUCAAGAGGUUUCAACUCUGUAGAAAUCGGUGAGGAUAUUCUUUUAGGGUUACACGAAGACAGUAGCCUGUGCAUCUGGUCACUCAGUAGUUACAGAUGUUUACAUAGAAUUAGAGGCCCGCCAUUCCCUAUCCGAAGUAUUAAAGUGCUACCAGAUCGCAGAUUUAUAGCCACCGUCGGUGAUUCAAAGGUUAAUGUCAUCGACAUUUGGAACAUAAAGCUUAUUGAGACAUUGGAUAUUAAUAACAAACUAGUUUUGAACAAAGAGAAAGGUGCGAGAAGUAUAGAAACAAAUUCGUCUGAUGAACAAAAAUCUGAUUUCAGUGGAACCUCUGAAACAUCUGACACCAGCCCCAAGAUUUUAACAACAUCGUGUAAUUCCUUUCCAAGAAUUAAAAUUAAAAACGGAGUUUUAAAAGACAAUAAUAGAGAAGGUCGUAAUGAGUUUAAUAAUGUAGAUCAAGACGGAAGUAGAAUUAUAAUAUUUGUGGCAAUAACCAAUAACAACGAGAUGCUGGUGUGGGACUUAACGCAUUCUAUAUUAUCGCACAAAUCAAGUGAACCGAGUUUCAAUGGGCCAGUUAAAGUCAUAACUGAAUGGGAUACCAUACACCAAAUUACAGUUCCUAUAAUCAAUCACAACAAUUCACACUCUACAGUAAAUGGUGGACCCGCCAAUAAUAAACCUGGAACCAUUGAUAACAAGAUGGCUAAUAAUAAGGUUACUAAUAGUAUAAAUAAUACAAACUGUAAAUUUACAAGGGGGCACGUAAAGAAGCCCACAAUAAGAGAGUAUAUUUAUGAGUUGGAGAAUGAUCCGGGUGAACUAUGCGUAAUAGGGAAUUAUUUGUUAUUGAUGGUCGGAUACCGAAUUUUGGUGUGGUUUUAUGAAGCACAUGAGCUAACAAGAACAGCUGAAAUAUUAAGCUUUUCAGACGAUGAUUUUAGCACUAAGAAUAAAUGGCUAGGACUAGACUGCAUUAAAUUCAGAAGUCAAACGGUGUUAUGUUCCUGGCUAAAGAGUGGGAAAAUGAAGUUUUUCAUAGUCCCAAAAGGUAACAAUAGACAUUUUGAACCUAUGAAAGAAUCCAUAAACUUCCCAACAUCUCGAUUUAACUCAGAGAAAAGUUAUGUGAUUUAUCAUAAUCAUAGAGAAGAAAGUGAUAACUUUGAAGAUUUGUACUUAUUUUCAUUUGAUAAGAAUGUGUAUUAUAGCAAAAAUGGAUUGAAUGAUUGGGAGGUUCAGAAGAUUAACUGGACUAAUCAUCCCAAUUAUACUAAAGUCAAAUUCACAUGUUUGGCUGAUAGGUCAGGUAAUUUGACCAAGUUCGACUUAUAUUCGAACGGAGAUUUAAUAGUGAAUCAUCUCAAAACCUUUAAAACAGAGAUUAUGACACCGCCGACCCUAUUUUUGUACAUUGUUAAUAACAUUAACAGGACAUGGAAGUUCACACCAUUUAUACUUACUGACGCGAUAAACGAAUAUUUACAUCGUUUUAAUGCAAGAUCCGGUUCCUUUAGUUCAUUCAACUCAAAAAUGAAUGAGUUGGAAAAGACCAGUGGUGUUAGAAUAAUGCACAGUACCUGUGAAUAUAUAGUGUUAGGAUUUGAGACGUCGGUGCUGGUAUACUCAAUCCGUAGUUUGAGAGUAAAAUUUUAUAUAAACGCAGUACAUUUUUCAAAAAUAAGAUCAAUCCAUAACGUACAUAGUUUAUUAGGAGAAAAUGCAUCAGAGCUGGUGGAGUUGCCGACAAAUUUUGCCACAAUCGACGCUGAAGGAUAUUUGGUAAUAUUUAACAUUCACGAAAUAAACAAAAGUUCCAAAAAGUCAGAUAGUUCAGACCACAACAAAAUCGAAAUCGAUGACGAGUCGAUAUAUAAAAGUGAUUCAAUUCAAGUGGAAAAUGAUUUUGGACUUUCCGACCCAGCAUCAAACUGUCUAACAGACUUGCAGCUGUCAAACUUCUUUAUAUAUUUAAAGAACCUGAAAGGAAUUUACCGCAUCAACUCCAAGUAUCAAUUAUCAAAUAUUUGUAUAGACAGACUAGUGCUUGAUAAGAAUAGAGACCUGCUCUUAAUUCUAACGAGUACAAACGUGCUUAUUUGGAGGCUAAGCACAGGUGAUUUCAUUUCAAAGUUUCCGUACCUGUCACUAUAUAGGCAAGCUAUUUUUUCAACCAGCACAGAUACUAGCUCGUCAAAUAAUACUAAGGAUAUCAAUAACAUAACAAUAUCAGACGCACUCUCAGUUUUUUUAAACUUCAACUCCGAUACCUGCGAAUCACAGGAGUUAAAAAUACCCAACUAUUAUUCCUCACUGUCACUGUUUUCUGAAAAGUAUAAAAAGAGGAUCUCAUCGAACCUUUUCCUCUCUAACUUAGUCCUUCAAUUUUCACAGUCAAAUAUUGAUAAUGGAACAAAUAGGCUAAAGGAUGAUAGUAGUGAGAUGGUUGGAGUUCCAGAGGAUAUUAAUGCCAGUAAAAUAUGCAUAAACUCGAUUAAAAGGAGUGCAAUUUGUCCAACAGAAUGCAACCACUCUGAGUGUGAUGUAACAAACUGUUCAAUUCCUUUUAUUAUAUUGCCACUUGAGUAUUUGCUGGACGCUGAGAAUAAUAGAAUUGAUUUUUUGACUCUCUCGAAGGAUUCAAUUUUCUGUUAUUUGGGAAUACCAAAUGGAAGUUUAACAAUACCACUUGGAGUGAGCUUUAAUGAACGGGUUUAUAACCUGAUUAAGAAACGUACGACAGAAUCUAUGGUGGAUUGUAGUCCUUCAAACCGUAUAAAUAGCUCCCUUAACACCACUGAUGAUGGAGUUAACAGUAGGUAUAUGCUAACCUGUAACAUGUUUUACAAGCAAUUCCUGUCCAAAAUAUGCGAUAAUAUCUCUGCAAAGGAGUUUAAAAAUGCUAACACAAGGAAGUAUAGUAUCGAUGACGUGAGCAUGAGUUUAACUUCUUACCCCUUUAAAGAUUUUGGAGCAAAUAAUGUGGAUGUCUGGCUUAUUAUCAACAUAAUGAUGAAUACAGAACGCGUAAACUCACUUGAUAAAGUUUUCUGGUUCUUACAAAGCUAUUUGAAGGUAAUUGAAAAGGAGGAAAUUGAUUUACACGUCUCAAGAGCACUGGCAAAUAUACAUGUUUCCCAGUCCUUUAAGUUGAAUGGUAAGGCAAACCUGCCUCAAAUCCACAUCUGUGACUGCAAUUUCACAGUUUUUACCUUUGGUACCAGCUGUGGCUCAUGCCAUAAAACGAAAUCAGACACUGAGUUUACACAGCCGAUUAAGAAUUUAAAGAACAUUUAUGAAGACCAGUCGAUAAUUCUACUCUCAUUAAUCUCAGUUGAAAAUUUUAUUUACUCACUCAAGUCAUCAAUCAGACUAGGCAUAAAAUGUUAUUCCCUGUCAUCAUACGUGUUUAAGCUCUUAUUAACGAAGCUACUGAGUUUGGAGGAGAAUAGCGAGUUUACAAAAACUUUAAAGGGAAACAAAAAAGGUAACGGGUCUGUGCUAAAAAGUACUAAGAAUUUUGACGUUAAAGGUUUUCUCUUGAAUGUGUUCGAACAAGGGUUCGGAGUCGUGUGGAACCUGUCCAACUUUUCGAAGCAUUCAAUUCUCCCAGAUCAAAUUCGACAUACUAAAUACUCGACACUGUUUAGACAAAGCACCCAUAUCACCAAUAUAUCGUCAAUCGAUACAGCAUACUUCAUUUUGUAUGCAUUUCAUCAUUAUCACGUACUGAGAGACAAGUCGUGGACUAAGAUUCUGCUGGUUUCAUGCAGUCAAGAUACUUCUCUUGCAUUGUACAUCAUUGGGUGGAUCGUAAAGAAGAGGAAAUUGAGCAACAAGGCCAUAAUUAGUGCGUUGAAUCUAAUAGUUGAUUUCAUGGAGAAUUAUGUUGAACUCAGUUUCACGUACCUAGCUGACAUUGUUAGCAUCGUCAUCAAGUGCUUAGACCCCCUCGACUAUAAUAUUAGAGUGUUGUUAUUGAAGCCAGCCACAAACGCCUUGUUCUAUAUGGUCAAGAAUGUUCCAAUGGUUGACUUUCACCAGGAUACGCAGAGAUUUGCCGUGGGAUCUCAGUCGGGUCACGUAAUUAUUUAUGACAUUAGAACAGCCACAAAGUGGAGAAUGUUCAUUGGCAGUCAAAGCCAAAUUGCUUGUAUAGCCUUUGGAUCAAAUGGUAACUUAAUUGCAGCCUACUAUAACCAAAUCCCAGCAUUUAUGGUUUGGAAGUGUUCCUCGUCGGGACUCAUCGGGUCACUGCUCUCAAAUACUAACAAGGAACUCAAGUCCAUUAAACUAAAACCAAUCAACAUACUACCUGACCUAAACCAGGUAAUUAAAACACCUAUUCUCUUUUCAGUUAAAUAUUUAAUUUACACAUAUUUUUAA
Theileria annulata is the source of this 4734-nucleotide messenger RNA. RefSeq lists its product as uncharacterized. The transcript has 8 exons. Lineage: Eukaryota; Apicomplexa; Aconoidasida; Piroplasmida; Theileriidae. Gene Ontology annotation, molecular function: protein binding. The coding region runs from base 1 to 4734 and encodes 1577 amino acids. Gene Ontology annotation, cellular component: cytoplasm. The record is from RefSeq and is a predicted model, not a curated record.